Letharia columbiana is the source of this 198-nucleotide messenger RNA. RefSeq lists its product as uncharacterized. The coding region runs from base 1 to 198 and encodes 65 amino acids. NCBI's taxonomy places the organism in Eukaryota, Fungi, Ascomycota, Lecanoromycetes, Lecanorales, Parmeliaceae. The record is from RefSeq and is a predicted model, not a curated record. The transcript has 2 exons.
AUGAUUCAGGGCGUGGAUAGCAAUGAAGUGGCAAGAGUGAUGCACCGCAGUGGUGGCAGAGUGAUGCAUCCUAGAGUGACGCAGAAAGCUCACAUAUCGACAUCAUACAUCUCCUCACAUUCGUCUCCCUCUCCACUAAUACGAAGAUAUCACUGCCCCACUUUGAUCACUAAGGCGGUAAAAGCUCGAGCUCAAUAG